CCCCAUUCACGUAUAUAGACGGGUUCACAUGCUUUUGCUUCUCCUCUGCUCCUUCCAUGACUUGUAUUUAGGAAAUUUCAGACCGGUCCUUGAAUUCAGUCAACCUCUGAUUCUGUUUGGCUUCGCCGGAGAAGAAGUGACCGGCGUCCGGCUCGAUGACGCCGGGGACGAGGCUGCCGUCGUGGAAGGAGAGAGAGAACAACAAGCGGCGGGAGCGGCGGAGAAGGGCGAUCGCCGCCAAGAUCUUCGCCGGACUACGAAUGUACGGCAAUUACAAGCUCCCCAAGCACUGCGAUAACAACGAGGUCCUUAAAGCUCUCUGUAAGGAAGCCGGUUGGAUCGUCGAAGACGACGGAACUACUUACAGAAAGGGAUGCAAGCCGGCAGAACUCAUAGUCAUGGAUAAUAUUACAGGGGGUUCAGUACCAGUAAGCCCCCCAUGCUCAUCAUCUUUCCCUAGCCCAGUUUUAUCCCAUUAUGUAUUUAGCAAUGCCAACAAUGACACUGACCCCAACUCUCUUAUUCCCUGGCUCAAGAAUCUUUCCCAUUCAUCAUCCCACCACCAUCCCUACAUCCCUGGCAUUUCCAUCAGCGCUCCGGUCACCCCGCCCUUGAGCUCACCAACCGCCCGUACCCCAAGAAUGAAAGACAGCCAUCAAAACUAUCCUUUCCACCCGUAUUAUUCUUCGACCACAUCGCCAAGUCCACCUGGGUGGCUCUCAGGUGUACAAACCCCACAAGACGGACCCUCAUCUCCAACUUAUAGCCUCGUCUCACCAAACCCGUUUGGGUUUAGGGAGUCACUAUCGAACCACGGAUCACGGAUGUGGACUCCCGGGCAAAGUGGUACAUGCUCUCCUGCAGUUGCUGAAGUGGCAAUGUCAGAUGCAUUUCAAGCCGAGUUUGCAUUUGGGUGCAAUUCCAAGGGUGUAGUUACACCAUGGGAAGGAGAAAGGAUUCAUGAAGAAUGUCUCAAUGAUGAUCUCGAACUUACUCUCGGCAACCCGACCACUCGAGAGUAAAAGUUCAAGACAUAGAAUGAGCAUUUCUUUGUUCAUUCUCUACUACUUCAUUCGAAGGAGCUCAUGUGUGAUACACAUGAAACCAAUGACUUUAUUUCCACAUUUGGUUAUGUGAAAUGUGAAUACAUUAAACCUUGCUCACAUGAGCUCCUUAGAUUUACUCGUCAUUCGUUAUGUUUCUCUCUUUGUUUUUCGCGGGAGAUAACCUUCGAAUUGCUGCUUAUAUGGUGGCUUUAUUUGUAUGCACCUAUUUAGCUCAAUUUCUAUCUGUUACCGUAUUGUUUCUCAGAUUUUUCUGGAUACAUUUCCUUGAAGGUAAUUGUGGGGAUUUAUGCAAUUCUUAGUUCUCUUUGUACCAGUACUAUUAAAAAAAGACAUAACAAGGACUUAUU
Cuscuta epithymum is the source of this 1414-nucleotide messenger RNA. The record is from the annotation of a GenBank genome assembly. Lineage: Eukaryota; Viridiplantae; Streptophyta; Magnoliopsida; Solanales; Convolvulaceae.